AUGUUGGAAGAGAAUAAUGUUUUGGUCAAAUCAUUUCGUAUGGCAAGGGAUAGAUACAGAGAACAACCACAAGCAGAGUUCCGUAUACGCAUCCUAUCUGAAAGGACCCAAGAUGGCCGACAAUACAACAUACCAACGACUUCUGAAGUUGCUGAAUUAAUUGUAGGAGACCUUACAGAUGCUAACUUCCAGCGAGAUGUCAUUGUGGAACACCGCAAGAACGGACUGCAAAGGAUCACAGAUUUACACCCAAGUUUCAUGUCGAUGAAUUACCCAUUAAUACAUCCAUAUGGGGAAGAUAGAUAUAGGCUUGGAAUACCUUUAGAUUCUGAGAGUCAAAAAACAUACACUCAGACAAACUUGACAAUGAGACAAUUUUAUGGAUACGGUAUACAACAACGCCUCAAUGAGGGACACACUCUACUCCAAGCUAGCAGGAUAUUGCAGCAGUACAUUGUGGAUGGGUACAUGGCAAUUGAAGAAGAAAGAUUUAGGUAUAUCCGAAAAAAUCAACAGAAAUUAAGGUCUGAUCUUUAUGGUGGCUUAAUGGAUACUAUUGUACGUGGAGAUUCAGAUUGCUCAAUGGUAGGAAAAACUAUUAUACUACCUCCCUCCCACACUGGAGGACCUCGCUACAGGGCACAAAAUUAUCAAGAUGCAAUGUCUAUAAGUCGGUGGGCUGGAUACCCAGAUUUGUUCCUGAAUUUUACUUGCAACCCAAAGUGGCCGGAAAUAAAUGCAAUGACGAGACUAAUAAACCAAGAUCCUAAUGGUUGCCGGGUGGAAAUUAUAUGCCGAGUCUUCCAGAUCAAGUUAUUGCAGCUAAUGCGGAUUCUUAAAAAGGAUAAGUCUUUCGGGACAAUAAUUGCGUGUAAAUAUACAAUUGAGUUCCAGAAAAGAGGCUUGCCACAUGCUCAUAUCCUGCUUUUCCUUCAUGAAACACAAAAAAACCCAACAACAAAUUAUAUUGACAGAGUAAUAUCCGCUGAAAUACCAGAUUACAGAGAAGAUACAGAUGGGUAUAAUGCCGUGAAGAACUUCAUGAUGCACGGACCGUGCGGAGAACAAAAUCCCAGUUGCCCAUGUAUGAAACAAGGCAAGUGCACAAAACAUUUUCCAAAGAAAUACAAUGACCGAACAAAUUUUGAUUCGGAUGGAUUCCCUAUUUAUAUUAGACGGAACACAGGUAUUGAAGUCAAGAAAAAUGGUGCCAGCUUAGAUAACCGAUAUGUUGUCCCAUAUAACAGGGACUUGCUUGUCCAGUUUGAUGCACAUAUAAAUGUUGAAGUAUGCAAUUAUGCGAGGUCGGUGAAGUACCUCUUCAAGCCAUCAGCUGUUGAGCGCUUACCAUUUCAUUUACAGGGGCAAAACACAAUAAUAUUUAAAGAAUCAAGGACAACUGAAAGCGUACUAAGCAGACCCAAUUUAGAAAAAACAAAAUUUACAAAAUGGUUUGAGGCAAACAAAGAAUACCCUGAUGCAAGAGAGCUGACAUAUUCUGAUUUUCCAACGCGUUGGGUUUGGAAUGGAAGAGACAAACAAUGGACCUGGAGGAAGAAGAGACACGCAGUUGGCAGAAUUUACUUUGCACAUCCAGGAAGUGGAGAACGUUUUUACAUGCGUAUGCUACUAAAUUUUGUCAAAGGGUGUACUUCCUUCGAAAGCAUCAGAAAAAUCAAUGGAGUAGAUCAUAAAACAUAUAUAGAGGCCUGCUACGCUUUGGGGUUAUUAGAUGAUGACAAAGAGUGGAAUGACUGCUUGUCUGAGGCGGCCCAGUGGGCUUCUGAAAACGAGUUGCGACAUCUCUUUGUUACCAUACUUAUGAACUGUCAGGUGUCAAAUACACGUAAGCUAUGGGAGAAUAACCAUGCAAUAUUAUCUAAAGAUAUCAUGCAUAUCCAGCAAAAGAGAUUACAAUUCAAUGAUUUACAGCCAAACACAAAGCAGAUUAAAGCGUACACACUAUUUGAGAUUGAAAGCAUCCUUCUAAAGAUGGGGAGAAGUUUGAAAGAUAUAGAAGGAAUGCCCCUUCCAGAUUCAACAUUAAUGCGAAAUGUAGGGAAUCGCCUAAUCAAUGAAGAGCUAGACUACGACAAAGAAAAGCUCCAAAUACUCCAUGAUCAAUCACUCGCUAUGUUAAAUACUUGCCAACGCGUGGCAUAUAAGGCAAUAAUAACAUCAGUUCAUAACGAAGAAGGGAAAUUAUUUUUUAUACAUGGCCAUGGUGAUACGGGUAAGACAUUUCUGUGGAAUACUAUUAUUUUGAAGAUCAGAUCACAAUCAAAAAUCGUUUUCCCCGUCGCUACUUCGGGUAUAGCAGCUUUAUUAUUACCAAAUGGUAGGACUGCUCAUUCGCGCUUUCAUAUUCCUCUAGACAUCACGCCAGAGUCAACAAGUGAAAUCAAACAAGACAGUCAAUUAGCGGAAUUACUUAAGAAGACUGCUUUGAUAAUCUGGGAUGAGGCACCAAUGGCAAAAAAAUUGUGCUUUGAAGCAUUGGACAGAACCUUAAGGGAUAUUCUCCAAGAUAGGUAUGAAAAUAGUGCCAUGAAACCUUUUGGGGGCAUAACUUUCGUAUGUGGUGGUGAUUUUCGCCAAAUACUACCAGUUAUUCCAAAGGGAACAAGACGUGAUAUUGUGGAUGCAGCGCUGAACUACUCACAGUUGUGGCCCUACUUCUCAAUUUAUGAAUUGACGGAAAAUAUGAGACUUAAGUCAGGGGUUCUGAAGCACGGAAAAUAG
Messenger RNA from Solanum stenotomum, 2742 nucleotides. RefSeq lists its product as uncharacterized. NCBI's taxonomy places the organism in Eukaryota, Viridiplantae, Streptophyta, Magnoliopsida, Solanales, Solanaceae. Bases 1 to 2742 code for a protein of 913 amino acids. Gene Ontology annotation, biological process: DNA repair; telomere maintenance. Gene Ontology annotation, molecular function: DNA helicase activity. The transcript has 3 exons. The record is from RefSeq and is a predicted model, not a curated record.